Molecule: messenger RNA, 3197 nt
Organism: Columba livia (rock pigeon)
Lineage: Eukaryota; Metazoa; Chordata; Aves; Columbiformes; Columbidae
Exons: 5
Coding region: 106-726 (206 amino acids)
Source: RefSeq, a predicted model, not a curated record
CCCCGCCCAUCUCGGCCCCGCCCAUCCCUGCCCCGCCCCGCCGGCGCCGGGGCGCGUGCCGCGGGCAGCGCUGCCGGUGGCGGUGGCGGUCGCGGUCCCGGCGGGAUGGCGCAUCCUAGCGAGGCCUCGGCCCACUCGGCGGCCGCCGCCGCGGCCAUGGACAGCAACGUGCUGGCCAUCGUCAUCGCCGCGACGGUGUCCACCUCCGUCUUCAUCGUGGCGAUCCUCAUCCUGCUGCUGCUCCUGUACCAUCGGGAUCCCAUGUGCUGCCAGUUCCUCUGCUCCUGCCGCUUCUUCCAGACCCCCAGCCAGUAUGACUGUCCCCCACCCUACUUCAGCAGCAGCCAGCGACUGGUGGGUCCCCAGCGUGGAGCGACACAGCUGGAGAGCGCUGCCGAGAACCCGGGCGUGCAGGGAGACGAGCUGUUCUGUGUCGGACCCCCCAGCACCUACCAGCUCCCUUCCUGGGAGCAACCCCGCUUGCCGAGCUACGAGAGUGUGCGGAAGAAAGAUCGCCAGCGGGAAAUCCAUCAGAUGAUCGCCGAGAGGUUUGGGCUGUGGGCAGAGCCCUCCCAGGAGAUGCCGCCUCCCUACGAGCACGCUCUGCGGCACCCGCCGGCUCUCUCAGGAACACUCAUCAGCUCAGGGACCCUGGACAGACGUGGCGUGCCAGAGCCGUUCCAGGCGCCUCUCAGCUACCCAGCUCAGCGAAACACAGACGUGUAAGGCCUCAGCCUCGCGUUACUGCUCCUUCCUGUGGUGGCAGCAACAGAAGUGCCUGUGACACCGUUCUCAUCUGCAGGGAGCGGCCGAACCUCAGACCUCCACCCAGAUUCACCAUCAACUGAGACACAGGCCAGUCAGACCCGAUCAGGGGACAUGUCCCUCCUACCAUACCAGGACAACUAUGGAGCCAUCGCCAGGUAUUGCAUCCUGAGCGAUACUGGAGGGAUAUUGCUCGCUUUUCUCUGGCAAAUGUACUGUUAACAGCAAGGGCCCGGCUGCUUGUGUGCAGUGGGCAAGGCCGAGGUGAAGCUCAGCUCAGGCAGAGCGCCCUCCAGCAGCUGGUACAUCGUACCUCUGUGAGGCGAGCACGGCCCAUCAAGCCAAGGAUUGGCCUCAGACAGCGGUUAUGUUGUCCUACUUCAAUUAUGUCUUGGGUUAUAAAGUGUUUUACUUUGUCAGUGUAUCAGAUAUCAGGUGGGAAUCCUCACCUGCGAGUGGCAGAAUGCGCUCAGUGCACUGGAGCAUCACUCUGGGCUCUUGCACACGGUUCUCUGCGACAGAGCGAUGUUGUGUGGAUUUGGAUAAAGCUCUGGAGAGGCUCCAGGGGCUGUGUCACCUGUGGUGUGUGAGUACUGGCCACUGAGACAAACCGUGCGGCUGCCCAUGUGAGCCAGGAAAGGACCAAAGUGCGGACAAAGUAUCUGGUGGGUUCCGUGAAGAAAAGAAAGCAAAGGUGGACACGCGUAGCUGCCCCAGUUUACCCGGUCGUCUUCUGCAGGGCAGACUAUCUAAUAACGUCAACACUGGUGUCCUUACACCACCGAUUUUGAUAACCUGUUUUCUAAGGCAGAGCCAAUGUUUCAAAUUGUUUACAAACCUGUAGAUAAAAUGAGAUUGGUUUGGCCACAGGGCAUUUGGGCUCCUUUCUUUUGAGCAAUGUAAGCUCAGAAUUGUCACAGAAUGACUCCAGGAAAAGGAGAAUGCUUCUGGAUUAUGGCUUUAUGAUACACCUCCAGCUGCCGAGCUUCAAACACCACCAGGCUUAUGCAUCUUACCAGGCACCUUGAAGUCGGUCAUGAGUUCACUUAUGAAUGUGAACUCACCUUGUGGGUAAAUGGAAAACUUUCAGAUAUCUGAGUUAAUCAUUGAGGUGAGUUAGAUAGAUGGAAAAAUCUACCUUCCCAGGAUGCAGUUAAUGCAGGUGGAAAAGGAUUUGUUAUCUUCUGCAGUAUUUUGAAUUAAGAUAAAAAUAUAACAGUAAUGUCUAAAAAUUAGUGAAAAUUGAGGGAAUUAUUAAUGGGACAAGUACAGACAUAAGAGUGACUGUAGGGAGAAAUCAUCCAGCAGCACAAAAGGACAAGUUCUCCAGAGGAAGGCAGCUUGAUACUAAAUGAACAGAAGUCACACGUUCUAUGAACAGUCAAGACCUUCAAGAGUAUUUAUUAAACACAAGUGCCAGCUGGUGAUCCCAGUGCCUGGACACUGCCCAAGUGUGCUUUAGGAGCAAGAAAACAAAGUCCUAAACUGGUAUCUUCAGAGCGAGAAUGUUCCUGUCCUCGCUGCCAGUCCUGCUGGAGCAGUAUGUCCCAGCCACUCCAUCCCAUUUGUCCCUGUGCCAAUGCAGGAGGCUCAGAGCAUGGUGACCAGUUUAAAACUUCCUACUUCUGCGGUAGGGAUAACGUUGAUAAAGGUCUUAUAAAGAAUCGCUCCUUUGGGUAGGCGGCAGAUCACCUCCCGGCUCUCACUGCUGCGGGGUGGGGGUAUAUAAACCUCUUUGGUGUAUCUGACAAUCCCGUCUUCCAGGGCGUAGAGCGUCUUGUUACGGCCCAUCCCCACCUGGAAGAGGAUGAGAAGGGUUAGAAAGGGAAGGCUGGAAGUUCACCACUGAAGCAGAUCUGAUUGUUGGUCUGCCUCAUUUGAUAGGCUGGCGUCAACAGCAUCUGUUGCUUUGUAUUUUAAAAUAAAAGGAACCCACACUGUUUGUUUUUAGCGAUCGGUACAGAAGGGAGCUCAGGACAAGGGAGGAGAGACCGGUUCUACCCAGAAGCACAAGAACCCAGUUAGGUCACAGAUGUGUUUGGGGACAUCUGUAACUUCCAGAAUGUUAAAAACUAGCUUGAGAGACAGAAAGCGCUGAGUACAGGACUCUGCUGGGGCCUGCUGUUUUUUUGAGAACCAAGGAAGAAAUGGAAAAACAACUUACAUGAGCCCCUGGAUGCCAGCGUAUCAACCUCUGCGUAGCCAAGAUGUUGCCAGCGUGCACAAAUGCACCUGUAACAGAGGGACAGAGUCAGAAUGCAGAGAACAGCUCCCCAGAGCCCUGGCAGAAUGCAAAUGGUUCCAGGACUUACAAACCCCAGGUUUCUGUGGGAAUUUUCUAAGGAAAAGUUACUUCAAAUGCUAAAAGCAUCUCAACAAAAAUGCUGUUAGCAGGAAAUAAAGGGCAAUUGAGAUACAAUGGCAAAAAGCAA